Molecule: messenger RNA, 900 nt
Organism: Soboliphyme baturini
Lineage: Eukaryota; Metazoa; Nematoda; Enoplea; Dioctophymatida; Soboliphymatidae
Source: the annotation of a GenBank genome assembly
AUGAUAAUUACCGUCAUGAAGAAACAGCGAUCGAUCGAUCUCGAUGAAGAGUACGUGACAAAAUAUUGUCAUGAAUCGGGAUAUUGGGCUGGACAGUCCGAGGGUGAUUUCUCAAAUCCAUCAGGUUGGACCAAUUACUUCGUAUGCAUGCUAAUCGACUCAGAUGUUAUUGAGAAAGCACAAAGCGUGGCUCGAUCAGCAAGGAAACUGGAGUUCGUUGGGUUGGCUCUGUCGUUUCUCAGCCUCAUCAUUGCCAUAACGAUAUUCACCGCAUACAGGCGUCUUAGAGUCUUUCGAAAUCAGGUUCACGUGCAGCUGAUGCUCGCUAUCCUGCUGACAGUCGUCAUUCGUCUGAUGAUCUACAUCGAUCAGAUAUUCACGGAAAACAUUUCCCGUUCUCAGCUGUCUGACGACGGAUAUACAAUAAACACGGUGAGGUUCGUUUGCGAGUUAUUUUACGCCCUUUUGGAAUACGGUAAAACUGUAGCGUUUGCAUGGAUGUUCAUCGAAGGAUUUUAUCUUCACAACUUGGUCGUCGUACAGGUGUUUGAAGGAAAGCCAAAAUUAUGGAAAUACCUCAUAAUCGGAUGGGGUAUACCGAUAUUUCACGUGCUAAUAUGGCUCACUGUGAUUGUUGCCAAGAGAGGGGCUGCCAACGUCGAGAGGUUGCAUGCACUGCAUACUAGAAAAAGUGUACGGGCAGCCGCUAUGCUCAUUCCAUUACUGGGCAUACCAAACAUCAUGCAGACGAUACCGUUCACUCCGUCGAAGGACAAUAUUGGCCUAUUCCAAGUUUUCACUUACAUCGCGUCUUUCUUCUACAUGUUUCAAGGUUUCAUGGUUGCAGUUAUGUACUGCUUUACCAAUCGGGAGGUAAGUUCAGAGCAUCAUUGCGUUUGA